Erigeron canadensis is the source of this 1403-nucleotide messenger RNA. Its product is annotated as protein XAP5 CIRCADIAN TIMEKEEPER. The record is from RefSeq and is a predicted model, not a curated record. The coding region runs from base 162 to 1154 and encodes 330 amino acids. The transcript is spliced from 12 exons. Gene Ontology annotation, biological process: chromatin organization. NCBI's taxonomy places the organism in Eukaryota, Viridiplantae, Streptophyta, Magnoliopsida, Asterales, Asteraceae. Gene Ontology annotation, cellular component: nucleus.
UUUGAAAAAAGCCCUAAAAUAAAUACAUUACGACAAAACCUAUUGGAGUAGAACAGAUAUCACAAACCGUCUUCGCUUCCGUCAAAAACCUCCACACCUUUUUUUUUACCGGGAAACACCAUAUCCUGAUUCCUGACAGCGGCAUCAGCAGCUGAACAAAGAUGUCGGGUAUGGGUGACGGGUACGUGGGUACCGCCCAAGACGCUGUUCGGAUCCGAAGACUUGAAAAACAAAGAGAAGCUGAAAGAAAAAAGAUCCAAGAACUUAAAGCCAAAAACGCUCAAGGCCAAUCGGGUCUUCUUCAAUUCGGAUCCGGUACCUCCGAAAUUCUCGAGACUGCAUUCAAGAAGGAAACUGUUGGGUUGGUUACGAGGGAACAGUAUGUUGAGAAGAGGGUUAAUAUCAGGACCAAGAUUGAAGAAGAAGAGAAAGAGAAGCUUCAAAAGCUACAACAAGAGGAGGAGGAGCUUCAAUUACAAAAACUAAAGAAGAGGAAAAUUAAGGCUAACCCAAAGCUAUCUUUUUCUGAUGACAUCGAGAAUGGAGAAGAAGAAGAUGGGGAGGAUAAAUCAAGUAAGUUUGGCCGAAGAGGGUUUGGCAAAGACCCCACAGUUGAAACUAGCUUUUUGCCAGACAGUGAGAGGGAGGCAGAAGAGCAAGCUGAGCGUGAAAGGUUGCGGAAGCAGUGGCUACGUGAGCAAGAGCAGAUUAAAAACGAGGCUCUUGAAAUUACCUACAGUUACUGGGAUGGAACAGGCCAUCGUCGAGUGAUGCAGGUUCGAAAAGGCGAUACUAUUGGGGAGUUUCUACGGGCUGUCCAGCAGCAACUUGCACCUGAAUUUCGAGAAAUAAGAACAACUUCGGUUGAAAACCUUUUAUAUGUGAAAGAAGAUCUUAUCAUUCCACAUCAACACAGUUUCUAUGAGCUGAUUGUGAACAAAGCCAGGGGAAAAAGUGGGCCGCUUUUCCACUUCGAUGUGCAUGAGGAUGUGCGGACAAUUGCAGAUGCAACCAUAGAGAAGGAUGAGUCACAUGCUGGUAAAGUUGUUGAGAGGCACUGGUAUGAGAAGAACAAGCACAUAUUUCCUGCUUCAAGAUGGGAGAUAUAUGACCCAACAAAGAAGUGGGAGAGGUACACUAUCCAUGGGGAUUGAUUAAAUCAGAACAUAAUUUCGUGUUUUCUUGGAUGUGUAACAGAGCUAAAUCAUAUGUUUUCCAAGGUUUUCUAGUGUCUGUACGUUACUUGUUCACAUUUGCUUUUGCGUUCACAUUAUCCGUAUCCAGAAGCAAUUUGCUUGCUGUCUUAUUAGUAUGCAAGAACAUAAAGCUUACAUACGAUGGAACCUAGACAUCUGUAAGCUAGUUAUUUUGGUAACUUGUUCAGUAUCAUAUGAUUUAUAGCC